Messenger RNA from Pelobates fuscus (common spadefoot toad), 3174 nucleotides. It is a transcript of the gene SMARCAL1, whose product is annotated as SWI/SNF related, matrix associated, actin dependent regulator of chromatin, subfamily a like 1. The record is from RefSeq and is a predicted model, not a curated record. The coding region runs from base 135 to 3071 and encodes 978 amino acids. The transcript is spliced from 17 exons. Gene Ontology annotation, molecular function: ATP-dependent chromatin remodeler activity; ATP binding. Lineage: Eukaryota; Metazoa; Chordata; Amphibia; Anura; Pelobatidae. Gene Ontology annotation, biological process: replication fork processing; DNA repair.
GGUGGCCGGUGGCGGGUAAAUAUAAAGCGGCAACUGGGGCUGGACACCGUCAGGACCUCGCAGGGAACUGAUUGGAAUUGGGGAGGUUUGAAAACUCAUGGUUUUGGUGUCACGUCUAAUCUGCUAUUCUGGAAAUGGCAGACAAAUUGACUGAAGAACAGAAGAGGAAAAUAGAGGAGAACAGGCUGAAAGCAUUGGCUAGGAGAGCAGAGAGACUUGCAGCCCUGCAAAAUAAAAUCAAAGAUGGUAUAACGCAGCCCACAAUCUCUGGCUUUUUUAACAUUCGGACGACAGACACACAGCCAUCAGGAAUCGGUACCUAUAAGCAGGAAAGUAGUACUCCACCAGCAAGGACAGUGUUUGAAAAUAACAGCAAUAAGUUGCAUGUUUAUCAAAAGGAUAAUGGUAGUGAUGGAGGUCUGCCAUCAUUCGCUGCAAGCAAGCAACAUGGAAGCAGUUCAGAGUUAAAGGGACAGACAGCCUCUGUUUUGUCUAAACAGACUUCUUAUGUCAUGGGAGACUCCAGCUUGUUAAGUUCAUGUAAGACUACUGGAGAAGCUGGACCUUUAACGAGUGCUGGCACCAAGGUCACCGCAGUGGAAGUACCCAGACCUACUAAUAAUGUUUCAAAAUCACCUAACCUACAGACUGGGAUGGCUACGCCCGCCCCUGGCCCUACAUCUACAAAUGACUCUUUAAACAAUUCUGCAGAAAGUUCGAAACCAGCAACACCAUCCGGCAGCAAGACAGUUGGUGAAACAAGAUCAUUUAGGAAUACAAAUAAUGUUAAACAGUUCUAUUGCCCUUUAGUACCGCCAAACUCAACGGCACUUACUGGUAGCACGAUAGUGCGUGAAAUCCCCUGCUUUAAGCAAAAUUCAAAUACAGUAUCAGUAACGAAGAAAGAUGUAAAGUGUAUUAAAGGGAGAUGUGUUAAACAUGAUGAGAAUCGUUUCCGUGUUGAAGUGGGGUACAAUGCUGCUUUAAUCUCCUUGUUUAAACUCAUGCCAAGUAAAGUGUAUGAUCCCGGAACAAAAAUGUGGAACUUCGCUAUGUCCGAUUAUGCCAGUCUUGUGGGUGAAGUACAGCGUCUGCAAUCCGUGACAUUGAAACCUUUGGAAGGAAUGGGAGAUGUGGAGAUACCUAAAGAAUCUCUCAACUCAACGGCACAUGCAGUCAUUAAUAAACUUUUAGCAAUGUGCAAUAAUUGGCAAAGACCCAACGCCACCGUAAAAGGCAAAUGUAUGCUCAUCUCCCGUUCGCGUUUUGAGGUGGAUAUCGGCUAUCAAUCAGAAAUAAUAGCAUUAUUUAAACAAAUGGCAACACGGAACUAUGAUACGAACACUAGAAGAUGGAGCUUUUUAUUGCAAGACUACGAAAAACUGAUGGAAGCUGCGCAUGAGAUCCAGCAGGUUGAGAUUGAGCCGUUACCGAGAUGUGUAGUUCAAGCAUUUGGACCCCAGUUUGAGAAAACCUCCUUAAAUCAUGUGGAGUCACCGGAGGCUGACCUCUCCAAGGUGGAUUCUACUCUUGUGAACAACCUGAUGCCCUUUCAGAGAGAAGGGGUGAAUUUUGCAAUCUCCCGUGAAGGACGCUUGCUCCUUGCUGAUGACAUGGGAUUGGGGAAGACCAUACAGGCCAUCUGUAUCGCGGCAUAUUAUCGGAGUGACUGGCCCCUACUGGUUGUGGCCCCAUCUUCAGUCAGAUACACUUGGGCCGAGGCUUUUCAUAGGUGGCUACCGUCUGUUAGUCCAGACUCAAUCAGUGUCAUAGUAACCAGUCAGGACAGCAAUAUCAACAGUUUGAUCCACAUAGUUAGCUUUGAUCUCCUCGGAAAGGUGGACAAGCAAGUCACAGCUAACUGCAAGAUCAUCAUUAUUGAUGAAUCCCAUUUUUUGAAGAACGUGAAGACUGCCCGCUGUAAAGCUGCCAUGCCGCUGCUUAAGAGUGUUAAGCGAGUGAUCUUAUUGUCUGGCACGCCAGCCAUGUCCAGACCUUCUGAGCUCUAUAGCCAGAUUGCAGCUGUAAGACCAACCUUCUUCCCUCGAUUUCAUGACUUUGGAGUCCGCUACUGUGAUGCCAAGCAGACGCCUUGGGGUUGGGAUUACUCUGGUUCUUCUAAUCUGAAUGAGCUGAAACUACUUCUGGAAGAGUCUAUAAUGAUCCGAAGGCUGAAAUCUGAAGUCCUGUCCCAGUUGCCUUCUAAACAGCGCAAAAUGGUUGUGAUCGCCCCUGGCGUUAGCAACAAAAUGAAGAAAGUUCUUAAAGAAGCAGCCAACGAUACUGAAAGAAAAUUAAAGGCCAAAGUUCGGGUACACGAAGCGCUUUUCCAGUUUUACAUUCAGACCGCACAGGCCAAGCUGUCCUCUGUCAUAGAGUACAUCAUUGAUUUGCUGGAGAGUGGGCGGCAGAAGUUCCUUGUGUUUGGCCAUCACAAGCUGACCUUGGAUGGAAUCUCUGAAGAGCUGACUAAUCGGAAAGUGGAUUACAUCCGUAUUGACGGCACUACCUCGUCAUUAGACCGCCAGAUAUUAUGCAAGAAAUUCCAGUUCUCGGAGGACACGUGUGUUGCUGUCUUGUCUUUAAGAGCUGCCAACAUGGGACUGACACUUUCUAGUGCUGAUUUGGUUGUAUUUGCUGAGCUGUUCUGGAAUCCUGGAGUUCUGAUCCAAGCAGAAGAUCGGGCUCAUAGAAUCGGACAGACAAGUUCAGUGAACGUUCACUAUCUUGUUGCGAAAGGCACAGCUGACGACUAUUUAUGGCCAAUAAUUCAGAGAAAGAUUGAUGUUCUCGGACAGGCUGGGUUGUCUGAGUCUGGUUUUUCUGAGAACACAGAAUCUACAGAUUUUUUGAAAAAGGAUCCGAAACAGAUGAUUCUUGAUGAUCUAUUCAUGGUGUCUAACAUGGAGGACAGAGAUAUUGAUAAUGUAGAUAAUGUAGAUGAAGCUUUAUUUCUAAAGGCCUGUGAGGAAGUGGAACAAGAUACUCUGCUGGACUACAGCUCAGAGGAAUACGUGGAAAGCCCCUCCAAAAAAAGGAGAACCGAAGAUCCAUUUAAAUCAUGGCGUUAAAAGGAAGAUAGGUUUUAUUUGUACAGUGUUUGUAAGAUUUUUAUUUUUAAAUUUUAAGUAUAUUUUGUAUCGUUUAUAUCAUAUUAAAGUUCGAAUAGUUCUU